CUCCCUCUGACGCACGGUCGAGUCACGGAGAUUUACGUGGUGAUCUAUUGCGACGAGGGGUGCUGCUACUGAUUCAUCAUUAUUAAGGUUCACGAUAGACCUGUCUUGCUCAAGACAUCGCAAUGAGUGGGGAAAAGAAUUUGGACCACGCUGAGAGCGUGCAGGAUGUUGAAUUUGCUCCGCAGGUAACCGGGGAGAGCUACACUGGGAUAGAUCUCAGCACUCGCGAGAAAGCCCUGGUCUGGAAGCAAGACCGGCGAAUUGUGCCACUCUGCGCGGGCAUCUAUCUUCUCUGCUAUCUGGAUCGUUCCAACAUAGGAAAUGCCAAAAUCCUCAACCAAGACACCGGCAACGAUCUCCUCUCGGAGACGCAUAUGACUUCGUACCAGUACACUGUCGCACUCAUGGUGUUCUUAAUCGCGUAUGCGCUAUUCGAAGUGCCCUCCAAUUAUCUGCUCAAGAAGUUGAAGCCCAGCAGAUGGAUCGGAUUCCUCAUGCUGUCCUGGGGAGCUACCACAAUGGGCUUGGGCGGAUCGCACAAUUUCUCCCAGGUGACUGGUAUUCGGUUCCUGCUCGGAGCCACGGAGGCCGGCCUUUUCCCCGGGCUCGUCUACUACCUGACAUUUUGGUAUCGCAAUUCAGAGCGGUCCAUGCGCGUUGCUCUCAUCCUAGCAUCCGCCACCCUCGCGGGUGCUUUCGGUGGUGCCAUUGCCUAUGGCGUAGGACAUAUGAACGAGGUCCGCGGGCUAUCAGCAUGGCGAUGGCUGUUCAUCAUCGAAGGCGCUCCGUCGUGCGCCUCGGCCUUUCUCGUCUGGUUCUUCCUCCCUGACUAUCCCGAGUCGGCGUCGUGGCUCAGCCCGGAAGAGAAGGAUCUUGCUAUCCACCGAUUGAAAGAGGAAGGCUCUCAUGGAGCGGCGAAGGCUAUGAGCUGGGAAGAGGCAAAGGAGAUCCUGACGGAUUGGAGACUAUACGCGCAUUAUAUAUUUAUACCGCCAUGGGCUGCUGCCUAUGUGGUAACUACUGUCGUUGCAUGGUCCGCCGACCACUUCAACAGUCGUGGUCUGCAUUCCGCCCUCUUUGCCUUUAUCGGAGCCAUGGGUUUCCUCGCAUCUGCCGUUCUUCCCGCAGACGCAUACUUGCACCGAUACGGAUGUCUCGUAGUCGCAGCCAGUGGCUCUUUCGCCUGCAUCCCGCCCUUACUCGGCUGGCUAUCUGCCAAUAUCCGCUCGACAGCAGGGACCGGCCUAGCUAUUGCAUUGAACGUGUCAUUUGGGGCGCCGGGACAAAUCGUAGGGGUAUGGAUAUACAAAUCCGACGAGGAGAAGAAGGGUUAUCCGACGGGACAUUGGACGAAUGCGGCGCUGCUGCUGAUGGUCACGGCGGGGUGUAUUCUGCUGCGACUGUAUUAUGGAUGGAGGAACAAGGGCACCAAGGGUGGUGAAAGGUUUGCUUAUUGAUUGAUUGACUGCGUGCUAGUUAUCAGGUUAGUACUAUAACAUGAAUAGUAUAUAAUUGAAGUUGGG
This is a messenger RNA of Aspergillus costaricaensis CBS 115574, 1523 nucleotides long. Its product is annotated as putative MFS transporter. Gene Ontology annotation, biological process: transmembrane transport. The record is from RefSeq and is a predicted model, not a curated record. The coding region runs from base 123 to 1457 and encodes 444 amino acids. Lineage: Eukaryota; Fungi; Ascomycota; Eurotiomycetes; Eurotiales; Aspergillaceae. The transcript has 9 exons. Gene Ontology annotation, cellular component: membrane. Gene Ontology annotation, molecular function: transmembrane transporter activity.